AUGGCGCGAAAGUCGGUCGGAUCGACCAGCGUGAAGCGCGACCGCUCUGCUUCCUCCGACCUCUCGGACGCACCCAAGGUAAAGGCCGAGAAGCCCAAAAAGGCAAAAGCAAAGGCCAAGGCGAAGGCAAAGCCAAAAGCGAAGGACGAGGAAGGGGCAGAAGCAAAGCCAAAGAAGGUGCCCAAGGCGAAGAUGUUCCCUCCGCCGGGUCUUGAGCCAUCAUCACAUCCGGAGCGGCAAGGUCAUCCGGUCUUCCAGCUCGCUCCUCUCAGUGUCCCACCAAACGGCGGAGUCGGAGACGCUGGUCUCAACACCCAGCGACCAAUGCUGCUCGGUGCCCACGUAUCGAUGGCGGGCGGACCAGCCGCGGCGCUGCUGAGAGCUGGGAAGGCGGGAGCAAACGGGCUGGCCCUCUUCUUGAAGAGCCAGCGGACUUGGAAGAGCAGUCCGUAUGAGCCAGAGGCAGUAGAGCGGUUCAGGGAUCUGAUGAAACCUGUUGAUCAAGGCGGCAAGUCCUGUCUAGCUCAGAGCCAUUUCGACCUGACUGACAUGUCAGGUAUGGGUUAUGGGCCAGAGUCCAUUUUAGUACAUGGUAGCUACUUGAUAAAUCUUGGGUCAAGCAGGGUCAAGUGGGACCAGGCCUAUGAGUGCUUCAAGGACGACAUCUACCGCUGUCAUCAAUUGGGCUUGAAGUUGUACAAUUGGCACCCAGGAUCAACUGUCGGUGCCUGCACGAAAGAAGAGAGCUACGGGACAAUAGCGAAAGCCAUCAACAAGGUGCACAAGGACGUGCCGGAGGUGGUCUGCGUCAUUGAGAACAUGGCGAAUGCUGGGUCAAAUAUAGUGGGAACCACAUUCCAUGAUCUCGCCUCGAUCAUCGCGCUCGUCGAGGACAAGUCACGCGUCCGAGUCUGCCUCGACACCUGUCACCUCUUCGCAGCGGGCUACGACAUUCGGACACCCGAGAGCUACGCCAACGUUAUGAAGGAGUUUGACGAGAAGGUGGGGAAUGGGUAUCUUGCGGGAAUCCAUCUGAACGAUUCCAAGAUGGGUUUGGGGGAGAAGAAGGAUUUACACGAGAACAUCGGACUCGGUAAAAUCGGCCUGUCAGGCUUCAGACAACUCAUGCGCGACCCAGUCAUGUCUGGGAUACCGCUCAUCCUCGAAACUCCUGCCGCCGAAAACCCGCUCGAAGUUGGGGAGCUGGCAAUCUGGGUCAAGGAGAUCGGCCUACUCUACCGGAUCCAGGCGAUACCAGAUGAUGAGUGGGCGGAGCAGGAAGAAGGGAUCAGAGAAGAGUGGCGGAAAGUCCGUGACGUGAUGAACCCGCCCAAGGAGAAGAAGCCGGCGGCGAAGAAGGGUAAAAAGGGAAAGAAGGGAGAUGAAGACGAGGACGAGGAUGACGAAUGA
This is a messenger RNA of Dioszegia hungarica, 1410 nucleotides long. Its product is annotated as putative DNA-lyase. Gene Ontology annotation, molecular function: zinc ion binding; DNA-(apurinic or apyrimidinic site) endonuclease activity; DNA binding. The transcript has 6 exons. The record is from RefSeq and is a predicted model, not a curated record. Gene Ontology annotation, cellular component: mitochondrion; nucleus. NCBI's taxonomy places the organism in Eukaryota, Fungi, Basidiomycota, Tremellomycetes, Tremellales, Bulleribasidiaceae. Gene Ontology annotation, biological process: base-excision repair. The coding region runs from base 1 to 1410 and encodes 469 amino acids.